UGUGCAGCGGCACCUUACAAGUGAUGUUCCGGAUAUGACGCAAGGGCUCGGAACUCCUGCGGAGUCACCGGGAGCUGGUUCUUCUCGCUGGACCGUGAGAGCGCGACAGAAGCGCCCUCCGGGCAAUAAAAGCAAUGCUUGUGAUAGAUGCAGGACUGCCAAGCUGCGUUGCAUCGAUAAGGAGAAUCCGCCUUGUGGAAGAUGCCGGUCGUUCGGCUUAGAUUGCACCUUUGGCGAGCAGUCGAAGGACGAUGCCCCUCGGAGCUUGAAACGGCGUCUCACAGAGCUAGAAGACCAGAUCCGAGCCUUAGACCGAUCAGUUCCGCAAGAUCUGCCGGCCCCGUCGAGCGCUCAGGACACCACCCCGCUGCGACCUACGGUGCGACAAAGACCUUCAUUCGGUCAUGUUGCAAUACCGGACAGAGCUGCUUCCCCCGUCGUAAAUACCGUCGUGGACUCACGGAGACCCACUCAGGUUCCAAAUCGGGCCAGUAUCUCCUCUCCUGUUCGCUCGAUGGCCAUACAGGAUCCAUCACCUGGCAACUAUUCGACCCCCGAGAAAGACUCUCCAAUCCCGACCGAUCAGAGAUUCAUGGAUCAUCUCAGAGAUCCACUCUUUGCGGCUGCUGUUGGUCAGCCAUCCCGUCUCAAUGUACCAGAAUCACCCAAGACGCAUAGCAAUGCUGCCCUGCCGCCUGCAGGAAGUUCAGACGUCGGAACAAUCCUGCCGAGGAUGCAGGAUGCGAUCGAGCUAGGCCUGUGCACGACCCAGGAGGCAGAGAGGUUAUACAGAUCUUUCUUCGACAAAUCACACCUCUUCCUGCCCAUCUUUGAUCCAAUCACCGACACGUUUGCGAGCCUCCGCCGCCGAUCUUUCAUGUCUUUUAACUCCAUCAUACUCGUAGCAAGUAUGGCGGAAGAUACGGGGAAGGACCCCUCAUCACUAUCUAGCCGACUUCUAGAGCAGAUCGGUUUAGCCAUUAUCGGUGUGCUGUUAAACCCCGUGCGACAAAUUGAAACCUUACAAGCUCUCACCCUGCUUGCCUACUGGAUAGAUUCUGGCUGGAAGAUCGGAGCUUUGGCAGUGUCAAUCGGGAUGGACCUCGAGGUGCACAGCUGUCUCUCGUGGUUGAACAGGCGGAAUAUGGCGAGAGGAAAGAAAUUAGAUCAAGUGGAGCCUGAGCGACAAGCAGUUGUCGGUGCGAGGUUAUGGUUAGCUCUCUUCAAACUUCGAUACGAGUACGCCUUCAACCUCGGUCGACCGCUUGCAAGCGACGCCGACGAGCUUCUGUCAGUCGGUCGGCAGUUCGUUGACCACCCUCUUGCGAACUUGGGCGACUGCCGUCUAGUGGCAUCAUGCGAGUUUCUCAGAGCUCGUCUCGGUCUUUUCCGACCCUAUGGAACCCGGGACGCCAGGUCUGAUGUCGAGAUAGAAGACACAAUUAGAGACGCUCUCACCGAGAUUGGUUCCCUGCUGGAGCACUGGCAUGCUUACUAUGCCACGUGCGGUGUCGCUGAGCUCCACACUGUCAGGGGAUUGCUGGUCUCCGAGCAUGCCCAUGCUGUCCUUCACACCGCCGCAGGAUCCUUGUCGGUUGCCCGAUUUGACGAGGAGAUCCUGAGCUUGCCCGAGGAGAAGCUAGGGUGGCUGCGAUUGGCGCUCUUGGCCGCUCAACAGCUGGUUCAUCAGUGUCUUCGACAGCCUCUCGGUCAGCUCUACGCUUACUGGACUCAUGAGCAGCGAGUGGGCAUGUUCUUUGCUGCCGCAUACCUGGUCCGGUUGUCCAAGAUCUUGCCGGAUGGUGGCUCUCACGAUCAGAUUGCUAGGGAUACAGAGGAGCUCGCUAUCAAGACGUCAACAGGUCCUGGCAGAGCACUCGGCACUAUCCUCCACAAAGUCCUCAGUCAAGCGCGCAACACCUCUGACAUAUCCCCAGCCGCCCAGCUGCCGUCUAUCUUCGAUCAGAACCCGGGACCGGCAUACAAUCGCUCCGUUUCGAGUCAAGUGGCCCAUCCGCCUAGCGGGGAAACUCAAGAAACCAACGGAAAUAUCCAAGGCGCGGCGGAAGACCCUAUCAUGUGGUUUGACGAUCUAUCUUCGCUGUUGGUUUCGCAUGAUCCGGCGCUGGCGUCCGCAUUCACGACACAUCCGAAGGAUAUUCUGACGUAUGCUGAGGGGACGCCGCCCAAUUGGAACACGACACCGUACGAUCCAUUUGUGAAUUUCGUUGCAGAGGAACGAGGGUGAACUUGGGACGAAUAAACGUUGCAAUGAUGCAAAUGCUUGUCUCCAUAUGCGCAGAAACCUCAUAGAAUGGAUGAUCUCAGACCGUCCAGUUCGUAGUCGUAUACAGACCAGUUGCAGAAUCGCAGCCAUGUAUUAAAGCUUCUGCCACUG
Messenger RNA from Kockovaella imperatae, 2398 nucleotides. RefSeq lists its product as hypothetical. The record is from RefSeq and is a predicted model, not a curated record. The coding region runs from base 35 to 2248 and encodes 737 amino acids. The transcript has 8 exons. Gene Ontology annotation, cellular component: nucleus. NCBI's taxonomy places the organism in Eukaryota, Fungi, Basidiomycota, Tremellomycetes, Tremellales, Cuniculitremaceae. Gene Ontology annotation, molecular function: transcription cis-regulatory region binding; DNA-binding transcription factor activity, RNA polymerase II-specific; zinc ion binding. Gene Ontology annotation, biological process: regulation of DNA-templated transcription.